AUGUUUCGUCUAUAUGCUUGGCAUGUAGCCUGCAGUCCAGUGUUUCUGGGGUCUAGCAAAGCCCAAUUCGGUAGCCCAAGACUUGUUGGUGACGACCGUAUUUGCCAAGAAAACUCACUCGUACCGCCGCAUUCAACAAAAUACAAAGUCACGGGGCUCUCUGAGAAAAUACCUUCAGAGGUUCAUUGCAAGGCCGCUCAUGGGAAGAACUCAAAAUAUUGGACACGAGACAUUCUCUGUCAAAGUUGCUGGCAACUCGGGUGUCGUGACUACCAGUCACAUCACCGGUCUCGAGAGGGACCAGAUUGCCUCCAACUGUUUCCUGUCAGCCAUGGGGUGGAUGGUCAGAGCUGA
Molecule: messenger RNA, 354 nt
Organism: Pochonia chlamydosporia 170
Lineage: Eukaryota; Fungi; Ascomycota; Sordariomycetes; Hypocreales; Clavicipitaceae
Exons: 1
Coding region: 1-354 (117 amino acids)
Source: RefSeq, a predicted model, not a curated record